Knipowitschia caucasica is the source of this 1176-nucleotide messenger RNA. The record is from the annotation of a GenBank genome assembly. Lineage: Eukaryota; Metazoa; Chordata; Actinopteri; Gobiiformes; Gobiidae.
AUGGAAAGUGCAGAGGAUGACGAUGCAGAAUGGAGAGCUCCGUGUUCAAUAAGCCUGGUUCCUUCAUUGGAAUUAAGUAACAUCACGUCCUCAACUCCUCACAAAGUCAUUGUGCACUUCGACAUGGAUUGUUUCUAUGCUCAGGUAGAAAUGUUGAGAAACCCAGCACUGAGACAUGUGCCUUUAGGCAUACAACAGAAAUACAUUGUAGUCACGUGUAAUUAUCUGGCUCGAGAGCAAGGUCUCACAAAACUGAUGUCUGUGACUGAGGCCAAAGAAAAAUGUCCUGAGCUUGUUUUGGUGAAAGGAGAAGACCUAACACACUACAGGGAAUUGUCCCACAAAGUAACAGAACUGCUUGUUUCAUACUGUCCAUUAGUGGAGAGACUUGGCUUUGAUGAGAACUUCAUGGACAUCACUGAAAUGGUGGAAAGACGUCUUCAACAAUAUGAAACUUGUACAUUUAAUGGUCAUGUCUACAGUAAUAACUAUUCAGAAGACAAGGCUAAGAUGUACCCAUGGCUGGCUGUUGGAACCUUUAAACCAAACCAGCAAACCACUUUGCUGCCAGAAGACAUCAGCAGCAUCAUGGGAAGCUUGAGUAGUGUCCGUAAGGUUCAAGGUAUUGGGCAUCAAACAGCGAAGAGACUUCAGGGUCUAGGUGUGUCCAGCAUUAAGGACUUGCAGAUUUUCCCUUUGGACAAUUUGGCAAGAGAAUUUGGCGAAAGUAGUGCAAGGCGACUGAAAAACAUUGCCAUUGGCAGUGAUGACUCUGCUGUUACUCCAACUGGGGCACCACAGUCUCUUAGCGAUGAAGACUCUUUCAAAAAAAUGUCAUCACCUAAAGAGGUUCUAGAAAAAAUUCAAGAACUGCUGGCAUGUCUAGUUGAGAGAAUGCACAAUGAUGGAAGGCGGCCUCAGACUUUGCGGCUAACAAUUCGUAGAUAUUCUGCAUCAAACAAAUGGUACAGUCGAGAAAGUCGCCAAGGCCCAAUUCCAAGUCAUAUUGGUCAAAAGAUUAUCAAUGGUAACUUUGACAACGCUGUGGAUCAGCUGACGUCUUUGGCUAUGAAGCUUUUUUACAAGAUGGUGGUCUCCAAUAAGGCUUUCCAUCUUACCCUCAUAAACUCCAUCUCCAGUAAAGACCCAAAUGAUCACUUCACACAAUCAGGUUAA